Postia placenta MAD-698-R-SB12 is the source of this 1593-nucleotide messenger RNA. RefSeq lists its product as hypothetical. Gene Ontology annotation, biological process: mRNA splicing, via spliceosome. Lineage: Eukaryota; Fungi; Basidiomycota; Agaricomycetes; Polyporales; Adustoporiaceae. The transcript is spliced from 6 exons. Bases 1 to 1593 code for a protein of 530 amino acids. Gene Ontology annotation, cellular component: U2-type spliceosomal complex. The record is from RefSeq and is a predicted model, not a curated record. Gene Ontology annotation, molecular function: RNA binding.
AUGUCGACACCUGCGGCUGCACAACGCAAGCCAGCGCCGCGGCUCCCGCGCCCCGCGGCGCGUUACUGGAAGGGCAAAGCUCCCAAGGGUGCCGGCGAGGCUCUGUCCUCAGAUGACUCGGACUACGAUGCCGAGCAAGAGCAAGAGCCAGAAGAGGAGGGAGAUGUGCUCAUCCAAGACAUGCAGCAAGACGAUGAUGAGGAUGCACUGGACGUGCAGAAGCCCCAGAAAGCGGCAGCGGCGAAAGGCAGGGCUAUGAACGUCGCACUAAAGGACGUCAAUAUCUCAAAGGAGGGUCGUGUCAUUGUUGCGGGCAAGGAGGAGGUCGGACGGACAGGUGCUGAAUUGGAAGAGGAAGAGGAGGAAGAGGAAGAGGCGGAGGCGGAAGAAGAAGAGGAAGAAGAGUCUAGCGAGGAGGAGUCAGAGGAAGAGAAGCCCAAGUUACAGUUCCGGCCCGUGUUUAUACCAAAACGAGCACGCGCGACAAUAGCCGAGAAGGAAGCAAUGGCGGAGGACACGGAGGAGGCCGUCCGCAAGAAGGAGCUCGAGGCCGAAGAGCGCAAGAAGCAAAGCCACGAUAUGGUCGCAGAGAGCAUACGACGCGAGCUAGCUGAAAAGGAAAAGGAAAUCGAGACGCCCGAUGUGGACGACACGGACGGGCUCGACCCCACCACCGAGUUCGAGGCCUGGCGCCUACGCGAGCUCGCGCGCAUCAAGCGCGACAAAGAGGCGGCGCUCGCCCGCGAGCUCGAACGCGAGGAGGUCGAGCGGCGGCGGGCACUGCCGGAGGAGCAGCGUCUGCGCGAGGACCUGGAGCGUGCAGAGCAGAGCCGAAAGGAUAAGCCAAAGGGACAGCAGAAGUUCCUGCAGAAAUACUGGCACAAGGGUGCGUUCCACCAGGACGAGGAGAUCUUGCGGCGGCACGACUUCACGGAGGCGACCGAGUCGACCAUGGAUGUGUCGCUGCUCCCGCAGGUGAUGCAGGUGAAGAACUUUGGCAAGCGUGGGCGCACCAAGUAUACGCACUUGCUCGACCAGGACACGACGGUCGCCAGUGGCGGAUUUGGCGGCACUGCGCCUGUGAAGGCGGGCGGGACGUCCACUGCGGGCGGUGGCUGUUUUGUGUGCGGAGGUCCACAUAUGAAGAAAGACUGUCCGCAAGCCAAGGACCUUCCGCCGCCUGGCCGUAUAGGCACCGGAGCCAACAGCACUGCGACCGGCUCACGCCAAUGGGGCGCGCGGCCAGAUAAAGACAAGGAAGACGGCGGAUCAUGGCGGAAUCGUGACAGGGACAACGAUCGCAGACCGAAUGGCGACGACCGCGAUCGCCGGAGAGGAGACGAUCGUGAGGGGUACCGGGAUAGGGAUCGGUAUGACGAACGUGAUCGUAGGGGCGGCUACGACAAGAAUAGAGAACGCGACAAGGGAGACAGGUACGCAGACAGGAGGCGGCGGUCGCAUUCACGGUCGAGGUCACGUUCGCCACCGCGACGCGAGCGGUGGCGGGAUAACGGGUCGACAAAGGAAAGGCAGCGCUCGCGGGAGCGGUCGGUGGAUGACGAGCAUGGCGCGAAGCGGAGACGCGUUGAUUGA